This is a messenger RNA of Epinephelus moara (kelp grouper), 2612 nucleotides long. It is a transcript of the gene rxfp2a, whose product is annotated as relaxin family peptide receptor 2a. Gene Ontology annotation, molecular function: protein binding; G protein-coupled receptor activity. The record is from RefSeq and is a predicted model, not a curated record. NCBI's taxonomy places the organism in Eukaryota, Metazoa, Chordata, Actinopteri, Perciformes, Serranidae. Bases 111 to 2324 code for a protein of 737 amino acids. The transcript is spliced from 20 exons. Gene Ontology annotation, cellular component: membrane. Gene Ontology annotation, biological process: G protein-coupled receptor signaling pathway.
AGUUGAAUUAACCUGCAGUAGGCUACUCAACAGUCCACACAGAACACUGGGACCACAACACAACUCAGCAGUGGCAGAGUGAAGAUUGACGGCAUGUGGUGUGAAUACUAAUGGACACAGCUUCAAACCACUUUGAAGCGCUGAUGGACAGCAGGAUGGAGGUAGAAGCUAAAUGCCCCCUCGGCCACUUCCCCUGUGGGAACUUGAGUGAGUGCCUCCCCCAGGCUUUGCAGUGUAACGGACACAAAGACUGUCGCAAUGGAGCUGAUGAGUGGAGCUGUGGAGAUAACAUCGGAUGGGCGGACUUAUUUGGUGAUAAACUACUAGAUGCCAGUCAAAUGGAAAAGUAUAUCCUGAAUGAGUGUUUUUUGCAGGAGUAUCCAGAGAGUUGCAACUGCAUUAAGACCGAUGUCGAGUGUGUGGGGGUCAAGCUGCAGGAUGUUCCUCUACUCUCCCCAAAUGUUACCUGGCUGUCAUUGAAGAGCAAUGAGAUCCAGGUGUUGUCUGAUUUUGUUUUCUCAGAAUACUCUUCUCUACAGAGACUGUUCUUGCAAAACAACAGCCUCCAGAUCAUAUCCAAACAUGCCUUCAGGGGCCUGCACAGUUUGAAGAAGUUGUUUCUCAGUGACAACUUGAUAUCCUCCCUCAGUCCUGGUGUGUUCAGGGAUCUCCAUCAGUUAGAGUGGCUGAUGUUAGAUCAUAACCCUCUAAGCAGCUUAUCCCAGGACACCUUCAUCGGGCUCCAGUCCCUCAUGUACCUAUCCAUGGUGGGCACCGCGCUGCAGCAGCUUCCACACCCGAGCUUCUGUCAACACAUGCCUGCAUUGGACUGGCUGGAUCUUGAGGGAAACCAGAUUGAAACUCUCAACUACUCGAUCUUGAAGACCUGCAGCAAACUAGAAGUUCUGUUACUGAUGGACAACAGGAUCAGAAGAGUUCCUGAAAACACCUUCCAGUCUCUGUGGAAAUUGGCUGAACUGAAUCUGUCCAACAACCGGAUCAAGGAGCUCCCGAAAAACACCUUUAAGAGCCUCUUCAAGUCCCUCCUUAAACUAAAUAUCUCCCACAAUCCCCUUCUCCACAUUCACCCCAGCCACUUCAACCACCUGACACAUCUUCAGUCUCUGGCGCUGGAGGGCAUAGAGAUCCCAUAUAUUCAGACUAAGAUGUUUUUACCGAUGAAGAACCUCUCCCACAUCUACUUUAAGAAGUUCCAGUACUGCUCCUAUGCACCUCAUGUGAGGUCCUGUAAGCCCAACACAGAUGGCAUCUCUUCCUUUGAGAACCUGCUGGCUAACGUAGUGCUGCGAGUGUCUGUGUGGGUCAUGGCCUUCAUCACCUGCUUCGGUAACCUCUUUGUCAUCGGCAUGAGGUCGCUGAUACGAGCAGAGAACAACCUGCAUGCCGCCUGCAUUAAGGUCCUCUGCUGUGCAGACUGCCUCAUGGGUGUGUACCUGUUUUUUGUUGGAGUGUUUGAUGUGAAAUUCCGCGGGCAGUACAACCGUAACGCCCUGCUCUGGAUGGAGAGCGUGGAGUGUCGGACCAUUGGAUUCCUGGCCAUGCUCUCCUCAGAGGUGUCUGUUCUCCUCCUGACCUACCUGACUCUGGAGAAAUUCCUGGUCAUUGUGUUCCCCUUCAGCAAUCUGCGCCCGAGCAAACUUCAGACUGUGGUGGUCCUGGCCUCUAUCUGGCUACUGGGGUUCAUAAUUGCUGCAGUGCCCCUAAUGAAUGAGGACGUGUUUGGAAACUACUACGGACGCAAUGGGGUCUGCUUUCCCCUGCACUCUGACAGGCAAGAAAAACCUACUGCCAAAGGAUAUUCCACAGGGAUUUUUCUGGGUCUAAACCUGGCGGCAUUCCUGGUGAUCGUCUUCUCCUACUCCAGCAUGUUUUACUCCAUCUAUAAAACUGGCAUCAACGCCAUGGACUUGAGGAGCAGACUGCACAGAGAUGUGGCUGUGGCCAACAGAUUUUUCUUCAUCGUGUUCUCUGAUGCCCUCUGCUGGAUUCCCAUAUUUAUGGUGAAAAUCCUCUCACUGCUGGAGGUGGAGAUACCUGGCACCAUCUCCAGCUGGGUGGUCAUCUUCAUCCUUCCCAUCAACAGCGCCUUGAACCCCAUCCUGUACACCUUGACCACCAGCUUUUUCAGAGAGCAGGUGGAGGUCUUACUCUGUCGCUGGCAAAGAAGACACAUGUUGAAAAAAGACCGCAAAAGCCUCACCUCCUCCGCAAUAUUCAUGGAAACGGCACGGCCCCCUUGCUACCAGCCACCACACUACCUCCAGCCGGGGUCACUGACUGGUGCAGAUCCCCGUUACGCCUGAGGGAGGCAGGAACUUUCCUGGCACUUUGUACACUACUGGUCGAGAGCCUGUUGCUGGCUGGCUAUAUCUUUAGGCUUCUACACGACAGUGGCACUACUUUAAUGAGACUGGCUUUCCAUUGGAAAAAGAAUAACAAUCACUGAGCUGUCUCGUCAGGCUCUCAAGUGCUCUGCAUUUGUAAAAAUGACACGAUGCUUUUGUCCAAAGCAGUUUACAUUUUAUUCCCCCUAUGUAUACAGACAGGGAGCACUUUGGCACCCAGUGUGUUGCUCAGACUUACUUUAAAAU